CAGAAUGGGAGAUCUCAACAAACAAAAGCAGCCUUUUCUAUCUUACACCAGUGAGAGAAGUGAUUAGGGUUUUUGCGUGGGCUACUCCAACCCUUUCGCCUGCCGCAUUCUCCGUGCAAUCCCUCUACCAUGGCUGAACAAACCGAGAAGGCGUUUUUGAAGCAACCAAAAGUGUUCCUCUGCUCGAAGAAAACUGGGAAGGGGAAGAGACCCGGGAAAGGUGGAAAUCGCUUUUGGAAAUCCAUUGGACUUGGAUUUAAGACUCCCAGAGAUGCCAUCGAAGGGACCUACAUCGACAAGAAGUGCCCCUUCACAGGCAAUGUCUCUAUUCGUGGCCGUAUCCUUGCCGGAACAUGUCAUAGUGCUAAGAUGAAUAGGACUAUUAUUGUUAGGAGGAAUUAUCUCCAUUUUAUUAAGAAAUAUCAGAGGUAUGAGAAGAGGCACUCCAAUAUUCCUGCUCAUAUAUCACCUUGCUUCCGUGUGAAGGAAGGUGAUCAUGUCAUUAUUGGUCAAUGCAGGCCACUCUCCAAGACUGUGAGGUUCAAUGUGUUGAAGGUGAUUCCUGCAGGGUCUUCUAGCGGUGCAAAGAAGGCAUUUACUGGAAUGUGAGCUUUGAUUUCCAGUCUUAGGAUUUUGUUAUACGCUGUAGUCUUUGAAUACUAUCAUUGUAUUUUUUGAACAAUGUAGACUCUUUCCUGUUUUCGGUAUAUUUAUUUUAGUGUUAUUUUGUGUUUAAA
Vigna angularis (adzuki bean) is the source of this 737-nucleotide messenger RNA. Its product is annotated as 40S ribosomal protein S11. Gene Ontology annotation, biological process: translation. Lineage: Eukaryota; Viridiplantae; Streptophyta; Magnoliopsida; Fabales; Fabaceae. Bases 130 to 609 code for a protein of 159 amino acids. The transcript has 6 exons. Gene Ontology annotation, cellular component: ribosome; cytosolic small ribosomal subunit. Gene Ontology annotation, molecular function: structural constituent of ribosome. The record is from RefSeq and is a predicted model, not a curated record.